Mollisia scopiformis is the source of this 1532-nucleotide messenger RNA. Its product is annotated as IlvA, threonine dehydratase. Gene Ontology annotation, molecular function: magnesium ion binding; ATP binding; serine racemase activity. Lineage: Eukaryota; Fungi; Ascomycota; Leotiomycetes; Helotiales; Mollisiaceae. Bases 190 to 1446 code for a protein of 418 amino acids. Gene Ontology annotation, biological process: L-serine metabolic process; pyruvate biosynthetic process; D-serine biosynthetic process. The record is from RefSeq and is a predicted model, not a curated record. The transcript has 2 exons.
AAAAAGUUAUACCUUUUUACCAUUCACUCUCACUUUUUUGCAUCACUUGUGCUAAUUGACUCCGGCAUCGGCAACAAUUUCCCCGAAGCAGACUAACUUUUUGUACGCCUGUCAUUACUCACUCAAAAUCUCUAGGCACGAAAACAAAACCUCUCACGACUCAAUUGGCUCCUUACUACGCUCAGCAUCAUGGCAGAUCCCAAGAAAUCACCACCUCUAACCAGAGAUUCGGUCAUCGCCGCUCACGCCCUCAUCAAAGAGCAUAUUCACUACACCCCAGUCCUCACGAACACCACCCUCACAGACCUCGCAUCAACACCCCAAGCUCCCGCCGCGCUGGUAGGCACACCAUGGGUCGGCCAGGAACCCGCGAAACCGAUCAUAAGGCUGUGGUUCAAAUGCGAGAAUCUGCAGAAAGUGGGGGCGUUUAAAGUGCGGGGUGCUUUCCAUGCUCUGAAGAGGCUCAUGACGGAGCAGGGGUGGGAGGAAGGUGGUGGGAGGGAGAAGGGGGUUGUUACGCAUAGUUCUGGAAACCACGCACAAGCACUCUCCCUCGCCGCCCGAACGAUGGGCGUACCAGCUCACAUCGUCAUGCCUACAAUCUCUACGCCUUCUAAAAUAGCAGCUACAAAAGGCUACGGCGCCAAUGUCAUCUUCUCGGGCUCCACGUCGGUUAAACGAGAAGCUGUCGUUGAAGAAGUUAUAAAGAAGACUGGUGCGAGACUAGUUCCUCCUUAUGACCACCCGGAUAUUAUGCUUGGCCAGGGAACGCUCGGUAUUGAGCUGCAGGAACAGGUUGAGAGGAUGAUAGCCAGUGGCCAGAGCGAAGGACAAAGUCAACCGAAAUGCAGCUUCAAGCUUGAUGGGCAGGGAAAGGGGAAGAGGAAGGGGCUGAAUGCUAUUAUUGCUCCUUGUGGCGGUGGUGGCAUGCUUUCUGGCGUGGCACUUUCUUGUGAGAACACGGGGAUUUCGGUGUUUGGAGCAGAGCCAGAGUUCGAGGGUGCGGAUGACUGUAAACGCGGUUUCGAGUCCGGGAAACGGGUUGAGAUAGUCAAGACUUUGACGAUUGCAGACGGGUUGAGGACACCGGUGGGUGUUUAUCCUUGGUCUGUUAUUUAUGAGAGGAGACUUGUGAGGCAGAUGUUCAGCGUUUCGGAGGAGAUGAUUAAGAAGGCGUUGAAGUUGGUACUGGAGAGGAUGAAGGUGGUUGUUGAGCCGAGUGCGGUGGUUCCGUUGGCAGUUGCACUUUUUAAUGAGGAUUUUAGGAAGAUGGUGGAGAAGGAGGGAGGUGAGGAUGGUUGGGACUUGGGUAUUGUGUUUAGUGGUGGUAACGUGAGUCUAGAGGCUUUGGGAAAGCUAUUUGAGGUCCCUGCGGAGAAAGCAGGGAGGCAGGAGGGGAAGCUGGGGAAGGAUGGCGAGAAAGUUGCGGAGAAUGUGGCUGGUUGAGGGUUAUGGAGCGAGGAAUGACUUUCUAUGGAAUAUGACGAGGUGAAAUGAUACCAUGGUCUAGAAAGAAAGCGAUGUUUUCAACC